AUGAAGAGGUCUAGAGAUGAUGUGCACGAGAGUUCUCAGCUGCGCCCCGUUAUCUCCUCUAGGGCUGAACCGUCUGGGCAAGGCCAGAUGUCAAGUGUUAGUGGUGCACAGAGGCUAACGACGAAUGAUGCCUUGACAUAUCUCAAAGCUGUGAAGGAUAUUUUUCAAGACAAAAGGGACAAAUAUGAUGAAUUUCUUGAAGUCAUGAAAGAUUUCAAGUCACAAAGAAUUGAUACGGCUGGUGUUAUAGUGAGAGUCAAGGAAUUAUUUAAAGGGCAUCGAGACUUAAUUUUGGGUUUCAAUACCUUUUUGCCGAAGGGAUAUGAAAUCACCCUCGCAUCGGAGGAUGAACCACUUCUGAAAAAGAAGCCGGUAGAGUUCGAAGAAGCAAUCAAUUUUGUUAACAAAAUCAAGAUUAGAUUUCAAGGCCAGGAUCAUGUGUAUAAAACUUUUCUUGACAUUUUGAAUAUGUACAGAAACGAAAGUAAGUCAAUAACUGAGGUUUAUCAGGAGGUCGCCGCUCUUUUUCAGAACCAUCCUGACCUUCUUGUGGAGUUCACUCAUUUUCUACCUGAUACUUCAGGUGCAGCCUCUUUUGAUUAUGCUCAGCCUGGUAGAAAUCACAUCCUACACCAGGAUGAUAGAAACUCUCCAAUGACCGUGGCAAGGCUCAUGCAUGUUGAAAAGAAGCCUACAGCUUCUCAUGCUGAUCACGACCUCAAUUUCGAUCAGACUAAUCCAGAUCAGUUGAGAUGUGCUGAAAAAGAAAAGGAAAGAAGAGAAGGCGGAGAAGAAAUAGAGCUCGAACAUGGUGAUGGUUUUAAUCAAAAAAGAAAAUCUGGUCACACAGAUGAUUCUAUGGCUGACCAGUUUAAUCAAGGCAUACAGGACCCAGUGUCAGCUUUCUGUGAGAAAGUGAAGGAAAGACUACAGAAUCCUGAUUCUUACGAGAAAUUUUUGGAUUGCCUGCGCUCCUAUGACAGCAAGUUCGUCACAACGGCACAAUUUCAGAUGCUGGUGGCUAGUUUACUUGGAGCACAUACAGACCUUAUGGAAGAGUUCGAAGAAUUUCGAACGUACUUUGAGAAGACUGGAUGCCUGCGGAACAAUAAACAUAUCUUCCGAUCUCUAAAGGUUGAUGAACGAGAUGGAGACCGAGAUCAUGAGAGGGAAGAUAGAGAAAAGAAUAAACACCGUGACACCAGAGAAAGGGAUAGAUAUGACAGGGGUGUUGCAUUUACCAGUAAAGAUGUCACAGGACAGAAAAUGUCUAUCUAUACAAGUAAGGAUAAGUAUUUGGCAAAACCCAUUCAAGAACUUGAUCUCUCUAACUGUGAGAGCUGCACACCAAGCUAUCGACUGCUUCCAAAAAAUUAUCCAAUUCCUUCGGUAAGCAACAGAACGGAAAUUGGUAAUGAAGUGCUGAAUGAUGAGUGGGUGUCUGUCACUUCAGGAAGCGAAGAUUACUCUUUCAAACACAUGCGCAAAAACCAAUAUGAAGAAAGCUUGUUUCGGUGUGAGGAUGAUAGGUUUGAACUUGACAUGUUGUUAGAAUCUGCGAAUGUAACCACAAAGCAUAUAGAAGAACUCCUAGACAUGUUCAAUGAUAAUCAAAUGAAUACAGACAGUUCAAUUCGCAUUGAAGAUCAUUUAACAGCUCUUGACCUGAGGUGCAUUGAACGUUUAUAUGGUGACCAUGGGCUCGAUGUCAUGGAUGUAUUGAGGAAGAAUGCACCUAUGGCCCUGCCAAUUAUAUUAACUCGAUUGAAGCAGAAACAAGAAGAGUGGGCAAGGUGUCGCUCUGAUUUCAAUAAAGUAUGGGCUGAAAUUUACUCAAAGAACUACCACAAAUCACUCGACCAUCGUAGCUUCUAUUUCAAACAGCAGGAUGCAAAGAGCUUGAGCACUAAAGUGCUGCUGGCUGAGAUCAAGGAGAUCAGUGAGAAGAAUGACAAAGAAGAUGAAUUGCUUCUAUCUAUUGGUGCUCAUAAUAGACAACUUAAUAAACCUCACAUGGAGUUUGAGUAUACUGAUCUGGACAUCCACGAAGAUCUAUAUCAGCUCAUCAAAUAUUCUUGUAAAGAAGUUUGUACCCCUGAACAGUGUCAAAAAGUCAUGAGGAUCUGGACAACAUUCCUUGAACAAGUGCUUGGUAUUCCUCUCCGUACUCAGGGUGCAGAGGACACUGACGAUGUUGUGAAGGCUAACAAUCAUGUUGCCAAAAUUGGUGAAAGGGAUGGAAGUCCAGAUGAUGAAGCUGCUUCAGUAAGUUGUAAACCAUCAAAUGUUCCCAGAACUGAGGGUGAAAACAUUCCAUCUUCUAGUUCCAGAAGAGCGCCGGUGUCAAUCAGUGAUAACGGUUUUAAAAGCAAUGGUUCUCAUGAUGAUGUUGCUUGUGAGAGUGAUAUAUUAUGCAACACGCCCCAAUGUGGAUUAAUGCAUACAGCUGACCAUGUGAUACCAGCUGCAGCUGGGACCAGAAAACAAGCAACUUGCUUAGAGCAAGACACUCCAAUUGCUGCUGGAGCAGAGAGUGUCAAUAAGGAAAAUGCUUCAGAUUCACACCGUGUUCUUUUUGCUUCUCCUUCAAGGGUUGACCGUGCCAAUGAGGGUUGUGGGAAAGAGAUGAUGCCUAGUGAAGAAUCACAGGGUGGUGUCUCUAGAAGACCAACUUCAUCUUCAGUUGCAAUAGUGCCCAAAGAUAUCAAAGCUCAGACGUGUCGUGAAGAAUCUGAAGCUCGCUGUAAAAGUGAACGAGAAGAUGGUGAAUUAUCUCCCAGUGGAGAUCUUGAGGAGAAUAAUCUUACAACUGUUCUUAAUGCUGGCUCUGAACCUAUACAUACUAAUAAAUGUGAUGUUAGCAAGCAGAGAAAUGGAAAAGAAGAAACUUGUUGUGAAGAGACCGGAGGUGGAAACGAUGCUGAUGCUGAUGACGAAGGCGAGGAAAGUGCCGAAGGGUCAUCAGACGGUGAGAAUGCCUCUGAAAAUGGUAAUGUUUUAGGAGGUGAAUAUGCUGAUGGAGAAGAUUGCUCCCCAGAAGAGCCCGAUGAAGAUGUGGACCAUGAUGAGAACAAUAACAAGGCGGAGAGUGAAGUCGAGGCAGAAGGCAUGGCCGACACCCAUGAGACUGAAGGAGUGGUGCCGUUUUCUGGACGAUUUCUGCAGACUGUUAAGCCUCUUACAAAGAAAAUUCCUCUGUCGGUUGAUGGGAAGGAAAAAAAUUCUCGUAUUUUUUAUGGAAAUGAUUCCUACUAUGUGCUUUUCAGGCUUCACCAGAUGUUGUACGAAAGAAUACAGAAGGCCAAGUUGCACUCUUCGUCUCCUGAAAAUAAAUGGAGGUUGUUGAAUGAUGUAAAUCCAACAGAUACUUAUGCUAGAUUUAAGGAUGCUCUUUACAGUCUGCUUAAUGGUUCCUCUGAUAACACAAAGUUUGAAGAUGACUGUCGAGCUAUUAUAGGAGCUCACUCAUACCUUCUUUUUACAUUUGACAAGCUGAUUUAUAAACUCAUUAAACAGUUACAAAUAAUUGCUAUCGAAGAGAUGGACAACAAACUUCUCCAAUUAUAUGCAUAUGAAAGAUCAAGAAAUCCUGAAAAAUUUUCUGAUGCAGUUUAUUGGGAAAAUGCACAUUUUCUUCUCCAUGACGAUAGCUUGUAUCGAAUACAAUGUUUUUCAUCUCCAGCGCGUUUAUCCAUUCAGCUUGUGGACAAUGAGCAUGAUAAACCUGAAGUGACUGCUGUCUCCAUGGACCCAAAAUUUGCAGCUUAUUUGAAUAAUGACCUCCUCUCAGUUGUUCCUGAGAGGAAGGAGAAACCCGGGGUAUUCUUGAAGAGAAAUAAAAGGAAACUUGCAUGUGGAGAUGAAAUAUCUGCUACUUGCAAAGCCAUGGAAGGACUAAUAAUCUCUAAUGGCCUAGAAUGUAAGGUGGCUUGCAAUUCACUGAAGGCUGCUUAUGUUUUUGACACUGAAGACUUCUUGUUUCGUACAAGAAAGAGGAGGAAACCUUCACAUCCGAAUGGCAUUUUUCUGCUGCUCAACAAAGAUAGGUUGAGGAAAUAA
Messenger RNA from Fraxinus pennsylvanica, 4059 nucleotides. The record is from the annotation of a GenBank genome assembly. Lineage: Eukaryota; Viridiplantae; Streptophyta; Magnoliopsida; Lamiales; Oleaceae.